Molecule: messenger RNA, 1393 nt
Organism: Acomys russatus (golden spiny mouse)
Lineage: Eukaryota; Metazoa; Chordata; Mammalia; Rodentia; Muridae
Gene: Arhgef39
Product: Rho guanine nucleotide exchange factor 39
Exons: 9
Coding region: 30-1064 (344 amino acids)
Biological process (GO): positive regulation of cell migration
Cellular component (GO): plasma membrane
Molecular function (GO): guanyl-nucleotide exchange factor activity
Source: RefSeq, a predicted model, not a curated record
UGCAGGAAGCCUAAAACCUUGGGUCAGGCAUGGAGAGCCCGGCCUCUGCUUCGCGCUGCCCCGUGCGACAGCAGCGUGCUCGUUGGGAACGGAAACGCCUCUGCACGGCUCGGGAGCUGCUGGAGACCGAGCGACGCUACCAGGAGCAGCUGGGGCUGGUGGCCACGUACUUUCUGAAGAUCCUGAAAGCCAAGGGGACACUGCGGCCACCGGAGCGCCAGACGCUCUUCGGGACCUGGGAGCUCAUCUACGCCGCCAGCCUAGAGCUGCUCCCCUACUUGGAGGAAGGACACUGGGGGCCGGGGCUACAGGGCUUCUGCCCCCACCUGGAGUUCUACGUCCAAUUUGCUGCCAAUGCAGAGAAGUCUGAGGCUACCCUUCAGGAGCAGCUGAGGAAGAACAAACGUUUCCGGAGGUUCGUGCAGCUUCAGGAAGGCCGCCCCGAAUUUAGGGGUCUUCAUCUCCAGGACCUGCUCCCUCUGCCUCUGCAGCGGCUCCAGCAGUACGAGAAUCUCGUCAUGGCUUUGGCUGAAAACACAGUUCCCAGCAGCCCUGAUUACCAACAGCUCACACGGGCUGCCCGCCUGGUGAGCGAGACUGCCCAGAGAGUGCACGCCAUUGGCCAGAGUCAGAAGAAUGACCGGCACCUGCAGCGUGUCCAGGCCCUGCUCAGUGGACGCAAGGCAAACGGGCUGACUUCAGGGCGCUGGUUCCUGCGACAGGGCUGGCUUUUAGUGGUGCCUCCCACGGGGGAGCCUCGGCCCCGCAUGUUCUUCCUCUUCUCUGAUGCGCUCCUCAUGGCUAAGCCUCGGCCCCCACUGCACCUGCUGAAAAGCGGCACCUUUGUCUGCAGAGCCCUGUACCCUAUGUCCCAGUGUCAGCUUAACAGGGUCUUUGGCCACUCGGGAGGACCUUGUGGUGGUUUGCUCAGUCUGUCCUUUCCCCAUGAGAAGCUACUGCUUAUGUCUACUGACCAGGAGGAGCUGUCACAAUGGUACCACAGCCUGACUCUGGCUAUUAGAAGCCAGAAGAGCUCCACUCACAGAAGUGUUGCCACAACAUGACACUGUCAUCUACAAAUGUGCUGGGCCACGCUCACAACAAUCCUGGGAUGCAUGUGGCAGUUGGGCUUGCCUGCGAAGAAUCUUACAGGUUCCAGAGCUCAGGAUACUUAGGGACAGGACAGAGCCUUCCAUGGGUCGACACAGGCCAUUAACUAGCUCUUUAAGAAGCAGAAAGCAGCCGGGGCCAGCGUGGUGGCACACACUUUUAAUCCCACCACACGGGAGGCAGAGGCAGGCGGAUCUCUGAGUUCGAGGCCAGCCUGGUCUACAAAGCAAGUCUAGGACAGCCAAGGCUACACAGAGAUAACCCUGUCUCAAAAAACAAAACA